Molecule: messenger RNA, 1670 nt
Organism: Otolemur garnettii (small-eared galago)
Lineage: Eukaryota; Metazoa; Chordata; Mammalia; Primates; Galagidae
Gene: CLHC1
Product: clathrin heavy chain linker domain containing 1
Exons: 9
Coding region: 82-1638 (518 amino acids)
Source: RefSeq, a predicted model, not a curated record
ACAUCAGAGUUUUGGCUUUGUUGCGAAAGCAGCUCAAAAUUUAACUUUUCUCUGGUGAACAAGUGUGCAGAUUGUUGACAUAUGUCAGUCCAAGAAAUCAAUAAACAUACAGUCCUCCCUCCUAUCAUUAGUAGAAGUGACAAGGAAUUUUUGGAAAGUAUGCAAAGAUACAUUAUUACAGAAACUGAAAGAGUGGGCUGUAAUGAGGAAGGACCUGCUGAUGAAUAUUACAUCAUAUACCGAAAUGUUUUUGAUAAGGUAAUAGAAUAUGUCACUGCAUACAAAUGCAUUCUUACUUCAAUCAAAAAAGAAUACGAUGCCUUUAUUGAGACACUAAAGAAAGACCGAAGAACUACAGUUUUCCUUCACAGAAGGCUUAAAGUUUUGGCAGCAGAGCCCAUGGCUUUGGUAUAUCAUAGGAAAAGAAUAAUCCAACUUGAAGCAAAGAUGAGGAUUAUUGAAAAUAAUUCCUCAAAGAUUCAAUCACAGAUAGAUAAAGUGAAAGAGCUUAGGGCAGAGUAUGACACAUCAAAAAUAAAAUAUACCUUCGUCAGAGAUCCUUCAAAACCUAUUCCAGGCAUGACUCUCCAGGAAUCGGUCAAUCUAGAUGCUCUCACUAAAUACAUGAAACAUCUUGAAGAUAAAUACUCUGAAAUCAAACAAGAUAUGUUGAUAAAAUAUGUGCCAGCUCAGAAGAAGGCUGAUUUAGAUGAGGAGAUGAUCGCGUUAUUAAAACGGCGAGAUAUAGCUGAAAACCUGAACAGAGUAUUACAGUUUCGGUUUAAUGAAUUACUCGCACUUGGUGAAUAUGAAACCGCAGCUUAUUUUGCAGCUAACAGUCCUAGAAGAAUUCUUGGAAACAUUGGUACAAUGAAUAAAUUGAAGGCUGUUGGAAAAUUAAAAGGAAAGCCUCUGCCAUUACUCAUAUUUUUUGAGGCCCUCUUUGUGACAAGUCAUGCUUUUAGACACCCUAUUGCUGCAGAUCUAACCCUGGAAGGAAUCAAAUGUGGAUUAUCUGAAAAACGAUUAGACUUAGUUAUCAAUUGGGUUACCCAGGAAAGGCUGACGUUUUGUGAGGAGGCUGGGGAUGUGAUUUGUGAUUAUGGGGAGCAGGAUACUUACAACAGGGCCAAGUGCCUGGCUUUAGCUCAAAUUAUCUACAGUGCAUGUGGCCUACACAAGAAAGUUCUUCUUUCCCUGUGUAGACAGGGUCAAAUUUAUGGGGCUAUGGAAUACAUACAUCAAUACAAGUACUUUACUUUUGAUGAUCUAAUACAGGUAAUAACAUUGUGUCCCCAACCUGAAUUAAUCCAAUGUCUCACUAAAGAGUGGAAUGGAAAACCACCACUUUUAUCUUUUGGUCUGGCCAUACUACAUCUAUUCUCUGUAGAUAUGAAAAAAGUUGGCAUCAAGCUACUUCAAGAAGUAAAUAAAGGUGGGAAAGAUGCAGUAAAACAUCUUGUGUUAGAUGAUCCAUUUUGCUCCCUAGAAAAGUGGCAAAAAAUGGCAGAUAUAUGUUUACAGAAUGGCUUUGAAAGAUUAUCUAAUGACAUCAUAACUAUCCUUCGAUCUCAGGCUGGAGUUAUUGAAAUUUUAGAAGACGACACGAUCAACUUAAUGGAACAUGUUUUUUGGUAGUUCUGUAUCUUAACCAACUGAGGGAGCUUGUA